AUGAAAUAUCAUAGAUUUGCAUUUAUUAUGUUACUGAUAGAUUUCACCUGUGGUUAUAUAACAUAUGAUACUGGAUUUGCUACAUAAUACAAUUGGGAAAAUGGAUUCCUAGGAAAUCCUAAUACAAAUUAUAUAAAAGAAUUUAUAUUUUCAGGAACAUUUGAAAGACCACCAUAGGUUUCAAUAGUCAUCUAUAAAUAUAACUAUGACUAUUAUUAACCUAAUGGAUAUGAUAUCUAAGUAACUGAAAUAACUACAAGCAGUAAAUAUCAAUAUAAUAUUUAGAGUUUAAAGUUUAACUCAGAUGUUUAUAUUAGCAUAGAGUUUGGGAUACUCCUUUUAAUUGGUAUGCAUAUGAUGAUAGAAGAAUUUAAGUCAUCAGUGUAGUAAAUUACGAUAUAUAACAAUCUAGUGCAACUUUUUCUACUUAAAUCACUCAUCCUCAUUUUAAUCCUAACUUUUCAAAAGGAUUCAUCCAUUUGACAUCUUUUUGUUACAAAGGACCAAUCGAUUUUUAAAUAUCUGUAUCAUUUUAAAUCAUUGUAGAUUGUAAGUAUCAAUUUUUAAGAUGUUGUCAUUGAAAUCAAGUCAAAUAAUUUAAACUUAAUUAAACUAGGUUAUUAAAUAUUUCUUGCAAUUCCUGAUGCUUUCGAUGUAGAUGAUUAAAUAGUGUUUAAUGGAGACUUAUACACUAGCCCUACAUUUGUAUAUCCAAAUGAUAAAGAUUGGACUAUUGGCUUAUAAGGAUUAAAAUGGGGAUAAACUAUAAAUAUUAGAGUUAAAAGAAUACCAUAUUCAAAUUACUAUACUUAUGGCAAAUGUAGGCUUUUUAUCAAUUAUUUUAGGGGAUGCUUAUGGAAAUAAUGUUUAAACAUUGAGAUUUACCAAUGCUUAUUUUCAUAGAACUAUUUCAAAAGUUUAUUUGCCAUGGAUUAUUAAAACUGUGAGAAUAAGUCAAACAGAGUAUUAUUCAAUUUAACCAUAACCUGUAUUUUAAUUAGUCAUCACUGAACUUAAUAAGGUUUAUUCUACUCCUACAACUGAAAAACUUUUUGUAUCAUAAAUAUCUGAACUUCAUGUUAUCAUUUAAUAUUAAUGUGAUGCCCUAAAGAAAAAACUAUAGACAUAAAUUUUUAUUUGUAAUUCAUGCAGCUUAAAAAAAUAAUACAAUUAUUGCUUAAACAGUGCCAAUAUUAUUACAUUUUAUCCUUUAUUAAAGUCUUAGAUGACUGCAGUUGGGGUAUUUACUAUAUCAUUUUCUUAUGAUGCUAUUACUAUUAUCUCGACAAUUUAAAAUUAGAUAGAGCAAACAUAAUUGAUAUUAGCAAUAUAAGUUUAGAGUCAUUGA
Paramecium sonneborni is the source of this 1348-nucleotide messenger RNA. NCBI's taxonomy places the organism in Eukaryota, Ciliophora, Oligohymenophorea, Peniculida, Parameciidae. The record is from the annotation of a GenBank genome assembly.